Ruditapes philippinarum (Manila clam) is the source of this 609-nucleotide messenger RNA. RefSeq lists its product as uncharacterized. The record is from RefSeq and is a predicted model, not a curated record. Bases 10 to 609 code for a protein of 199 amino acids. The transcript has a single exon. NCBI's taxonomy places the organism in Eukaryota, Metazoa, Mollusca, Bivalvia, Venerida, Veneridae.
ACAGCGAUCAUGUUAACAAUUCCGGAUGGCGAUGAAGAUGGUCUAUACGGACAAUAUACUUUUGGCUCCGUGUUAGAACAUACUGAAAGUAAUAAUAUUAAUAUUCUGCCAACGCCAAGAAAACGUGCCACGUCUUUUAAUAAGGUAAAAGAAAAGAACUUGGACAUAUUCCUUCAUGAUGACAUCAGACCUAGAACACAUAGUAUGCCGACGAGAAGUUCAUUCAGGAAACCAGAUACUCGUCACUUGCAACUUGCCCGUUUGCGAUUAAAUAAAUACAUUGACAAUGAAACAUACAAUGUUAGAUCUUUCGAAAUUAGUUCCAAAGGAGUAAUAACAAAAAGACCUGAUUCAAUACGCACAAAAAGUACCAACAGCAUUUACUCUCCAGAUGGAGACUUUUUAAGUACAUCUCCGCAAUCAAUUAUAUCUAGCUCACUCUCAAAAGAAAGUUUGCGGGUAUCUCCAAACACAGUGUCUCUUCCGGCACUGCCUCCAAUACACGUAAUGAUUCUUGGUGAACCUGGUGUGGGGAAAACAGGUUUGGCGCAGCAAUUUAUGACAUUGGAAUAUUUGGGAGGAUUUAAUACUAGUGUGGGUGAGUUAUAA